UGGCGCUGCGCACCGUACGGGCACGGUGCGAUAUAUUUCGCUAUAUAAAAUUAAAACUCAAUUUUGUUCGUGAAAACUGUAAAUUUUAGUGAAUUAUAUGCAAUUAUUUAAGUUUUUGGAUCGUGUACGUGUUGUGUCAACGUGAUUGUGGCCCGCAGUGCUGUGUACACUGGGAUGUAACGUCUCGCGGUGUCGUCCAUUAAACCGUGCGAUCGUCUUUUCCAGGGAUGUGUGGGCCUGUACCCACGGGCUAGUUUUCGCCCUAAAAUAGUGCGUGUACUAAAAUAACUGACUUUAUUCCAUACUGACGUUUUGUUUUUGGCCAAAAUGUCUCGAGAGUCGAGUUUAUCGACCGAGUAUAAGUCUUGGAAACUGGCCAUAUUUAACUCUCUACGUAGUGCGUGGUCGCUGUCGUUGAUAGGGUAAUCUGUGCUUGUGUAUUAUUAUAUUAUAGAUGCGUUACCGCGAAGGACAUUCGAGCCGUGUUAUGUUGCUCGCUAUCGACAAUAACAUCGCGCAGAAUGCUUUGCCGACCCGCGCCGAGUGGCGUUCCAGCGCUUAUCUGAAGAUCGUUCACUAAUGGCGCUGUGGAGAGUAGUAAUAACGUUGGCCGUUGUCGCGGCUGUGGUGAGCGUCGACCAUGAACUCAAAGCAGAAAAUAAAGCGAAGAAGACCCUGGCGGCGGAAAGGGAGCAGAAAUCCCGAUCCGCGAGCCCUGGGCCUGAGAAGGGCUCGUUCGACAAACUGAGUAGCAUGCUGAACCGAACAGAACACCGACGACCGAAGAACCGCAACCGUGGAAAGAACAAUUUAAACAAGAUCCACCAAUUGAACAUCAAGCAUAGAAAUCAGCACGACGAUAUGAUGAACGACAACGAAGGCGCAAUAGCCAUUAACCAGAAAACGGUACCAGACAACGACACUAAUUCGUUGACGGAUAAGAUGAAGGCCUUGAGGCGCGAAGGCCCGGAUUAUAUGGCGGUAGACAAGUACAACUAUUUACCGCAAGUGACGGGGGUAUAUUGCAACUUUGAGAAUAUGUCGAGUGCCAUAGACAUGUGUAUGUGGUCUUGGAACUCUACGCUAUCGAGUCACGGCCUCGGGUUCAGUGUGGUGACUGCUGCGGAUGUGGUCCGCAUGAACAGCACUACAAGGGGCCUCAAAUUUUCGGGGCCCCCGACAGAUGCCGAUGAGAACGUGGGAGGUCAUUUCUUGUACCUCCCCGUGGACCCCACAAUGGAAAACAUGGUUAUCAAGUCUCCGCCCUUCCGAGGUCUAUGGGAAUUCUGCAAGUUCGAGGCGCGCAUGCAUCAGAGCAAGAUGCAAAACGCGAGCAUCCGUCUGGUCUCGGAGUCCACUGUCUCUGAGGUGCAGUGGAUCCUGCAGGAGGUGGCUGGGAACAACUUCGAGAUGUGGUACCCAAUGCGCUUCACAAUUGGCAAAGUCCAGCAGGAAGUGCGCAUUAUAAUCGAGAUAACCCGACCGAAUUACGUGAGCCUCUCGCACCCGCUGCCGCACAUAGCCAUAGACAACAUCCGGAUGGUGGAGUGCCUGCCUGAACCGCCCGUGUUCAAUGGGCAGUGCCAACAUGGACAGCUCAAGUGCAAUAUCAUCAAUAAGGAGUCAUGCAUCAAGCUGCAACAAGUGUGCGAUCUCGUAAAAGAUUGCGAUGAUGGGAGCGAUGAGACACAGAAUUGUGACAAAAUGCCGUACGGUUCUUAUUGCAACUUCGAACAUGACAACUGCGGGUUUGAAAACGUGCCACAGCCGAUACUGAAAUGGUCGCGUCACAACGGACCCACACCCACGGACAAGACAGGGCCCAACUAUGACCACACCUGUGGUCCACCAGACCCAUACCCCACCAUGCUAAUACCACCUCUAUUCCCAGCCCAUAUGAACUACAGUCUAUCGCAAUGUGUGGGUUAUUAUUUCUUCGUAAACAUGAACGUAACUGGGCCUAACAAGGAGAAAGCAGAUUUCGCGUCAACGGCAGUUAUGAAGACGGUUAUCUUCAAUCCACCCCCGAAAGUGCAUGGCAACAUCACGUCGAAGUAUUAUAACUGUUGCAUGAUAAGGUUCUACUACCAACAAAACGGCCGCAACUACGGCUCUCUCUCGGUGGAUUUAGUGGAGCUGACGUCACGCGGGAACACCACCACGUCGCUCUGGUUCUCCACUAAAGAUAAAGGGGAGAAUUGGUACCGAGCCGCUAUCUUCCUGCCCAAUGUUACAAGGAGGUAUUACCUCCAGUUUAAGACCCGUAUGGGCAUGCGUAUAUACUCCGACUCGGCUAUAGACGACUUCUCGAUGGCGCCGGAGUGUUUCGGGUUGAACAUCGACCCACAAGAGCUCGGAGACUACAAUUACUACGACCCUGUGUUUGAAGAGAAGACCACGCCACAUGCUGCGUUUGCUGAUCAGAUAUUCUACCGGUUCACAACGUGUGGGGCGACGGGUCGCACCGGUCCCAACCAGACGAUGUGCGACGUCGCUUACAACAACACGCCCGUGUCGGUCACCGUGAUGCCCACGCCGCCCUAUCAGGGUAUACAGGUGUGGGAGGUGCCUGCUGAGGGGAUAUACACGAUAAUAGCAACGGGCGCGUCAGGCGGGCUGGGGUCGGCGUGGGCGGGGGUGUCGCACGGUGCGCAGGCGCGGGCGCUGUUUGAGCUGCACAAAAGCGAACACAUCUACAUGUUGGUUGGACAACAGGGGAUGAACGCUUGCAAGAAGACGCUAUCAGCCCAAGAGGGUCAGAUCUGCAGCCGUCAGCACCAGAACGACUCGCUGCAAGUGUUCACCAGUAAGACACACGAGGUCCGCAACACGCAGGUGCACGACGGGGGCGGUGGCGGUGGCGGCGCCACCUACGUGUUUCUGCUGGACAAAGAAGGCCAGGCCCUGCCGCUGCUGGUGGCCGGCGGGGGCGGAGGCAUCUCGGUAGGCAUUUUCCGAGACGACGGCUCGCAACACGGCAAGCCUCACACGAACGCCACGCCCGAAUCUGGCUGGAUGUACGGCGAGCCUGGACGCACCUCUGGAGCUGGAGGUGGCUGGGUGUCCCGGGCCGGGCCCAUCACGCCGGGGUUCGAGCUGGUGCGCGGCAACGCGGUGAAGGAGGGCGGCGUGGGGGGCCGCGCCUGCGCGGGGCAGGCCGACGGGGGCUUCGGGGGCGGCGGCGGGGGCUGCCUGCGGGGGGGAGGCGGCGGGGGCUGGCUCGGUGGCAACACUAACGACGGAGAAGGCAACCACGGCGGCGGCGGGUGGUCAUACAUCGACGCGUCGCGAGCUAUCCGGGAAUACAGCGAGGUGACAGUCGCGCAACGGACCGGGCCGGGGGAAGUGCUUAUAUUGCCGGCUAUACACGACUGCGGCUGCGACUACCGCUGCGUGGCCCUCAACGAGUACCGUAGCGACAUCAAGUGCUACUGCCCGGCGUCCUGGAGCACCGACGCGCAUGACGCUACCAAGUGUAUAUUGGAGGAUUCCUGGCCUCGUAUUUCGUGGAUGGUGGUGAUCGCGCUGUCAGUAGCGGUGUUCGUGUGCGCGAUCGGAGUCAUCGGCGUCUGUCUAUACUUGUAUAACACAUACCAACGCAAGAAAGAAGCCGAAGUUCGUCAAAAGCGUCUUCUCGAGCAAGAAGUACAAUUGCAUCGCCUGCGCAACGCCCCGGGGAACAACGAGAACGCCUUGUCUAUGGCUUUUAACCCUCACUACGGAAGUGAGGGCAUUCUCCCGCCAGGAGUGGACGUGAGAGGGCUUCCACAGGUGUCCAGAGAGAGCCUGAAGCUUGUAAACAGAGCCUUGGGCCAGGGGGCCUUUGGAGAGGUGUACCAAGGCUUAUACCGACAUCGAACUGGCGACUCCGUGGAAAUGCCGGUGGCAGUCAAGACUUUGCCCGAGUUGUCCACUGGGCAGGCCGAGACGGAUUUCUUGAUGGAAGCGGCGAUUAUGGCGAAGUUCAACCACCCGAAUAUCGUGCAUCUUAUCGGCGUGUGCUUUGAUAGGCAUCCCAGGUUCAUAGUCCUGGAGCUGCUAGCGGGCGGCGAUCUAAAGAACUUCCUGCGCGAGAGUCGUCCCAAACCCGAGCGCGCCAGCGCACUCACCAUGAAGGAUCUCCUCCUGUGCUCUCUGGAUGUUUGCAAGGGCUGCAGAUAUCUAGAGGCCAAGCGGUUCAUUCACCGGGACAUAGCAGCGCGCAACUGCCUGCUUACGUCCCGUGGGCCAGGGCGUGUAGUAAAAAUCGCCGACUUCGGUAUGGCGCGCGACAUAUAUCGCGCCGAUUACUACAAGAAGGGCGGCAAAGCCAUGCUGCCGAUAAAAUGGAUGCCGCCAGAGGCUUAUAUAGAUGGCGUUUUUACCGUUAAAACUGAUGUUUGGUCAUACGGUGUGCUGCUAUGGGAGGUGUUCUCUCUGGGCGUGAUGCCAUACACCGGCUGCGCCAACCGGGAGGUGAUGGACAUGGUAUCUGGAGGGGGCCGGCUUGAGAAACCCUAUGGUUGUCCACAAGAGAUAUACCGUCUGAUGUGCGAGUGCUGGAACCCAAAUCCAGAUGAAAGACCAGCCUUCGCGCACAUGUUUGAUCGCCUGCAGAGGUUCUUACAGGACCCAGAAAUAGUGUCGGCUCCAUUACCAAUAGUGAAGUCCGUACUACCGCCACCUACCGACGUCGAUGUGAACUCCGACGGAUCACAGCGCGCGCCGGCGUGUGACUACCUCGUGCCGAUGUCACCACAGGACAACCCCGAGCAGACAAAUAGCUCAACGGACCAGCUGGUUCCUCAUAGCAAAUCGCCAACGGCGGCCCAGGACCAGGACGAAACGGAGGAUUCACCAUAUCCACCUCUACUGAAAGCAUCACAAGAAUAUGGCAACAUUCCAAUGGUGUCUCGGGGCGGCAGCGUCAGGGGCGCAGACGGUUCCGUCUCUUCCGUCGUCGAGACGAGAGCCACAAAGUUUCUGCCGUCUAACUCCACUGAUAGACUUCUAGACGGCGUCUCCUUGGAGGACGACUCAGCAUCGGAGAACGAAGACAGCGUGGAUGUGUACGAGACAUCCUUCACUGAGGUCCGGCCGAAGAGCAACUCUGUCGAGUUUAAAAAGCGCCGCAAUUCUGGGCCGAUGGUCGACAAACUAAUAAGCAUAACACCAACGUCACCCAAGCCGCCAGAGAACGCGCUGUCAAAGACAAUAGAGCUCACAGUCAUAGACAAGACCAACCAUAAGAGCUUAGGGGUCGAACGUAAGACUGCGCCCAUAGCUUCCCCCGACCCUCCCCGCAUCAAUGCUUGGCCCAAAGACGCCCCAAAACUAGCCCCAAAACCGAAGCCUCUCUGCCUGGAUGCUGCACAACUGGAACAGAACCUGAACGCUCUAAAAAAGAACAGUGGUUCAGUCAACUUGACUACAAUGAAUAUUCUACCGCCAUACAUAAACGUCGUCACACCAAACAAGCUUUCAGAGUCGAAAACUAUACAAAUUGACCCUAAAAAAGCUGUGAUCCACGACUUGCAAAGUCCUAAAGAUGAGGUGGAGGAAAAGGGGAAGCUAAAGCAGUCUAAUUCGGCCGCGAGUUUACUGAACGGUCCAAUGACUGAUGUCCCAUACGCUGACAGCGACAAUGCGAGCACAAGCUCGGGCAGCAACGGCCCAAACGGCAAAAACAAUAAAAAGAACAAAAACAACUACACAGAGAUUGUCGUCGGCAAUGAUAGGAGUAAAAUUAUAAAACAGGGUAGCAAUGGCAAGGACUCCGAAAUUAGCUGUUAAAUUAACCGUCUAGAAGUGAAUACAGUUUGGUUGUGGUGCGAAAAGUGCUGGUCUAAGCCACCGUUAAGGAACAGACUUUAAUAAUGUUAACUAAUAAUAUUGUACAUACUAAGUCUAUGUUUUAAAUAGGACCUACAUUUAAGACAUCAUAGCAUUUUAUGUAAAAAAAAAUAUAUGUGAAUUUUGAGUAUUUUUGUUAAUACAUGUACAAAAAUUUUCUUUUUAUAUAAAAAUGAAAAUGGUAGAAUUUAUUUGACGAAUAAAUUUGCUUCCCGAAUCGCUUUUAUAGUAAAUAGGUUUUGCUCAAUUUGCUCAAUGUUUUGCGAAAGAAGUAGUCCAUUGAUUUAGAUUUUCUACUUAGAUUCUAUCCGGAUAUUUAUAUUUGUAAACUUUUUAUAUCUCGCUUAUUAGCUCCUUAUUGUACGGCUAUUUUUACAAGUUUACAUCGACGUCGUUGGUUUUGUAAAAUCAAAAUGGCUGACUAAAGAUGGCGGAUUACUUUUUACUUUAUUUAAAAACACAACAGAAUGCAGGCUUAUGCUCUUGUAAUGGCAGAUUUUCAUAAACGUACUAUUUAUUGUUUAAAAAAUGUUUUUAUGGCAUCAACGACGUGUUUCGACCAUUUUGAGUUUGUUUAUGGCUUUUAUUCAUUGUCAUUAUGUUAUUACUACUCGUAAUAGGUAUAGGUAAUACAUGAAUCGAAAAAUACCUCUUAAAUUAUACAUAUCGUUGUGCACUAUUAUUUGGUAGUAAGUGGCCAGAUAUAACAUGUUUUUUUUUUUAAUUAUUUCUUAUGCUCUACUUUCCACACUUUCACGAUAUAAAACCUCUUUAUACUCUUUACAAUCUGAGCUCUCCUCUCCAUACCUUCAUAAAUUCACAUCUAUCAGCCAGGUAAUAAGCUCGCGACAGUAAGCAAACAGUUUACCGAUUGGUGUUUUCUCUCCUUCAGCGCUCAUCACUAUUGACCCGUUGAGAGCCGCUUCUCUCAGACUUAACCUUUUCAAACCUGAGCCGAGGUUCACGAGACACUCAGUGAGAGCCUUAAAUGGUCCUCAAUUGUCCGCUUAAGCAGCUUUAAAGUAGUAAACACGGCCGUCCGUGGCAAAUCGCAAUAAUGUAACAAAAUUCAUAAUUCAAAUAGAAACAGUACUGAAAAAAUAGGAUUUUAUAAGUAUUUUUGCUUAUUAUUAAGGCAUUUGAAAGCGCAUCCGCAAAUAUCAAGGUACGUCCAUCACGUUAGACUGUCCCUUAAACAAACUUCAAAAUGGUCGAAUAUUACUGCUAUGUCAGAAAAAAAGAAUGGUCCUAUAGAUUCCCGCGUUUUUUGACAUAAAAGUAAUUAUAUUUAAUUAUUUAUAUUAUUAUUGUACCCUCGAUGUUAAUACCUAACCUAAACAUAUUUUCGGAAUCAAACGCACACAGCAAUUUGUAACAGAUACUUAGAAUAUCUCAAAAUUAUAUUUAAGGUGUUUAUACGAAUUAAACCUAGGCCCCAUUUAAGUCUUAAAGGAUUUUACUUUAAAAAAAAAUAACUGUCAGUAAACAUUUUUUACGAAAUUAGGAAAAGAAACAUGUCGCAAUUAAAAUUAAAUAAUAUUAUUAAUCAUUCCAAAGGUGUGUAGAUUAAAUACGGGGCCUGCUUUUCUUAGUUUUGAAGUUAAUGGUAAACUGUGUUGGUAUUUGUAAAAAAUAGGAGAUUUAAAGAAAAAUGUACUGUAUCCAAUUUUUCGCGAUGUCAUGAAUAUAACAUGUAACGGGUUAUCAAAACCUUUUGUGUUUAUUAUAACUAAAAUAACAUUUUAGAUAAAAUUAACUAGCAAAAUCGUAGUAGUGCUUAAAAUGUUUGUAAAUAAUUAAAAAAGUAGUUAUUAUGAUUUAUUCCGCCCCAAAAGAAAUAUACGUUAAUAAAUUACAAUUAAAAAAAUAUAUAAGUUAAAUGUAGUUAUAGAAUAUCCAAUCAUGCAUCUAUGAAAUUUUUACUCUUUUUUUAAAUGUUUCGCGGGUAGCCACAACACUGUUUCUGUAGAAAAUGGCACCCGCUUCGUUAGAAUUUGGGGAAGAGUGUGUAUACAUUACACUAGGAAUUAUUGGAAAAUAGUUUUAUUAUAUAUUAUUAUUAUAUAUACUUACAUAUAUAUGAAUUAAAACAACAUGUGUUAAUCACAAUGUGGAUGCUUUAAUUAAACUAAGAUAGACUAAGAGAAUAGCAUGAUUUUAUUUAUACUUUUUACGUUAUAUCAGAGUAGUGCCAGAAUACGUUUUUAUUUACUGCCUGUUUAAAAAGCAUUUACUAAGGUUGUUUUUUAUAAUUGAGGCAUGAAAUGACAGGGUAUCAUGGUAUUUUCAUUUGAUAAAUAUUAAAAUUGAUAAAGGGCAAUUUUCUGAAACAACCCUUUAUAAUUGUUAUGUUUAAAUAUCCCUACGCGGCAAGGUAUCGAAUACCUACCGAUAAAUUUUAUGGUUUUAAGAAAAAUGCCCUUCUUUUUAUCGUAAUUGAUUUCACUACUAUAUAUGCAACGGUUAUCUACUUGCAAAGUAAACGAAUUGUAUUAGAAAAACAAUUUUAUAAUUUUAAAAUUAAAUGUCAGGUGAUUUUCUAAAAAUUCUGACGAAAUUGUACACUGAAAAAUUAUAUAAAAUUGAUAAAAUGUCAAUAAAAUCUAAAUUGUCGAUAAACGACUCAAAAUCAAUUGUUUUUGACGAAUAACGUUUGAUUGUCACUUCUAAACGUUGCUCAAUUUAGAUUUAUUCUUUUCGAUUUAGUAAAAUGUUUUAAUUAAAAAAAAACUUUUUAAUAAAAAAAUGAGAAAUGUGGUUGUGACAUAAGUAUAGUACGGAUGAACACGAGAAGAGAAAGUUCCUUUUAAAUUGAAAAGAGUGACUUUGAAAUGUUAUUCUUCAUUUAUUUAAAGUCCCCAAAUCCAAAAACUUCUUUAUAACAUUAGUGUAUUUAACUGGUUUGAAAGAACAACGAAAUUUUAAAAAGUAUUUAAAAAAGAGGUUUAUUUUCACAACCUUUUUUCAGCUACAGAUUAAAUAAUAUUGUGUACCAUGAUGAACCCCUUUUGUAAUCAGCAGUAUUAGAUGAUAUUAUAUGCUAAUAAUAGAAAAGCACUUAUUAUAAAAUAAAUAUAAUGAAAUGGCGUAAUGUAAAAUUUAUAAAAU
Molecule: messenger RNA, 8940 nt
Organism: Pectinophora gossypiella (pink bollworm)
Lineage: Eukaryota; Metazoa; Arthropoda; Insecta; Lepidoptera; Gelechiidae
Gene: Alk
Product: tyrosine-protein kinase receptor
Exons: 29
Coding region: 580-5772 (1730 amino acids)
Biological process (GO): multicellular organism development; cell surface receptor protein tyrosine kinase signaling pathway; protein phosphorylation
Cellular component (GO): membrane; signaling receptor complex
Molecular function (GO): transmembrane receptor protein tyrosine kinase activity; protein binding; ATP binding
Source: RefSeq, a predicted model, not a curated record